Microbotryum saponariae is the source of this 945-nucleotide messenger RNA. The record is from the annotation of a GenBank genome assembly. Lineage: Eukaryota; Fungi; Basidiomycota; Microbotryomycetes; Microbotryales; Microbotryaceae.
AUGACAGACUUGCCUUGGGGUAUCAACAAGGGCCACCCGACGACGAUCAUCGCCAAGGCGCCCAAGCCGUCCAACAGGAAGGGCAAGCAAUCCAACCGCCAGGCGUUCGUAAAGUCGAUCGUCCGAGAGGUACAUUCAUCGAGCGUUGCUACACGAGGACGAUGUCUGGAUGAGUGACUUAUUUCGACCUUGAUAAAUUGCAUGACAGGUUGCCGGUUUCGCCCCCUACGAGCGACGAGUGAUGGAAUUGAUUCGCAACUCCAAGGUGCGUCGUCGCUGCUCGCUCAAUUGUCCGCUGGCUCCGCAGCUGGCCCGCUGGCUGGCCCGGCAUCAACGGUUGGCGCCCGCCGACCCGGGCUUCACGCUCGUGCUCGUGCUCUUCCCCAUGUGCAACAUACUGACUUUUCUUACUCGUCGACGCUACCUCUUACAGGACAAGAAGGCCCGCAAGCUGACCAAGAAGCGUGUAAGUAGCCAUUCCAUCACACGCGCAAGGACGGGACCGAUUGCAUGGCUGCGACGCGCCGCGGGGUCGAUCCGAGGCUGAUGGCGCGGAGGGUCGUCACCAGUCGAAGGGGGCACUGGCGAAAGGAAAAGAGUGAGAGAGAGAGAGUGGAACAACCGGGAAAGCAGAGGAAUGCAGGAGCAGACGGACUCGUGUGGUCUCCAGGAGCGGCGAGGGGAACAGACGAACCGAUAAGACGGCUGCCCCGACCGCAACACACCAUGGUCAACAACUACACCGGAAAAUACGAUGGCUAUGGCUGAUCAUCUUGACUCUCUCCUCCAACAGCUUGGUACACUCCGCCGCGCCAAGCGCAAGGUCGAUGAGCUCACCGGUGUCAUCGGUAAGCUCUCAACCGCACACCUUUCUGACCUCCACUGGCUUGCCAACUAACUCGCAUCUCAUUAUUUACAGCCGAGCAACGCCGACACGCCGCCUAA